Molecule: messenger RNA, 1181 nt
Organism: Pecten maximus
Lineage: Eukaryota; Metazoa; Mollusca; Bivalvia; Pectinida; Pectinidae
Product: proteasome subunit alpha type-7-like
Exons: 6
Coding region: 53-817 (254 amino acids)
Biological process (GO): ubiquitin-dependent protein catabolic process
Cellular component (GO): proteasome core complex, alpha-subunit complex; nucleus; proteasome core complex
Source: RefSeq, a predicted model, not a curated record
CGUUUUUGAGACCGAGAAAGACCGGUUUCUGCGGACCGUAAAAGUUUUCAACAUGAGUUCCAGAUACGACCGUGCUAUUACUGUUUUCUCGCCUGACGGUCAUUUAUUCCAAGUUGAAUAUGCUCAGGAGGCCGUAAAGAAGGGAUCAACAGCCGUUGGUGUCAGGGGCAAAAGUAUAGUUGUUUUAGGUGUAGAAAAGAAAGCUGUUGCAAAACUUCAGGAGGACAGGACUGUGCGUAAAAUUGCUCUCAUUGACGACCAUGUAGCCCUUGCCUUUGCAGGAUUAACUGCAGAUGCCAGGAUUCUGAUCAACAGGGCACGUACAGAGUGUCAGAGUCAUAAACUUAUAGUGGAAGAUCCAGUCACACUUGAGUACAUCACACGACACAUUGCUCAGCUAAAACAGAAAUAUACCCAGAGUAAUGGUCGACGACCAUUUGGACUGUCAGCGCUGAUUAUUGGUUUUGACUAUGAUGGAACUCCUCAUCUGUAUCAGACCGACCCGUCUGGAACCUAUCACGAAUGGAAGGUACAGCGAAAUGCCAUUGGUCGUAGUGCUAAGCCUGUACGUGAAUUCCUUGAGAAACACUACACAGAGGAAGUGGCUGGGAGCCAGGAAGAAUGUAUCAAACUAGCCCUCAAGGCCCUGCUGGAAGUUGUUCAGUCUGGUGCCAAAAAUGUAGAACUGGCUAUUAUGAAAGAAAAUGAACCCCUCAAGAUGUUAGAACUUGAAGAAGUUGAAAAGUUCAUCACAGAAAUAGAACGUGAAAAAGAGGAAGAGGCAGAUAAGAAGAAACAAAAGAAAGGAACAAAUUGAUGACUCAUAGUUGUGUAUAUAUUAGACUUGAUGAUGACUAGGAGAGAGCAGGAUUUUUUAAGGCAAUAUUGCUGAACAUCCAUGCAACUGGCACCAUACAUCGAGUGACUGCAAAUAUCCAUGCAUGGGAACAUGACAGAGUGACUUUGAUAUGAAACUCAAGAAACGGCUGGUCAUCGGCAUCACGUCAUCUAAAUUAUCGUGUAGCGUACAGAUCUUGUGAUAGUGCUAGCACUCCCAAGUGCUUUCCACUUCUCUACAUGUUAAGUGCUGGUAAUUUCUAUGCAUAUUGAAUAAUGACUUAAAAUAAUUUUCAAUGUGUAUUGGAAUUUCAUUUUCAUGAAUAAAUGUUCAUUUCACCAUU